This is a messenger RNA of Acomys russatus (golden spiny mouse), 1151 nucleotides long. Its product is annotated as ribose-phosphate pyrophosphokinase 2-like. Gene Ontology annotation, cellular component: cytoplasm; ribose phosphate diphosphokinase complex. The record is from RefSeq and is a predicted model, not a curated record. NCBI's taxonomy places the organism in Eukaryota, Metazoa, Chordata, Mammalia, Rodentia, Muridae. Bases 175 to 1131 code for a protein of 318 amino acids. The transcript has 3 exons. Gene Ontology annotation, biological process: 5-phosphoribose 1-diphosphate biosynthetic process; purine nucleotide biosynthetic process; ribonucleoside monophosphate biosynthetic process. Gene Ontology annotation, molecular function: ribose phosphate diphosphokinase activity; magnesium ion binding.
GCAGCAGCUGGCCGAGUCGGUGCUCAAAGACGGCUGUGCGUCCGCGCUGAGAGUCCAUUUGGCCAACUCCCUCCCUUUGUCCUCCAAUGCGAAGCGGCCCCGAAUCGACCUGAUUGUGUUUGUGAUUAACCUCCACAGCAAAUACAGCACACUCCUCAGUUCCCGCCUGUCACCAUGCCCAACAUCGUGCUCUUCAGUGGGAGUUCUCACCCAGACCUGUCGCAGCGUGUGGCCGAUCGCCUGGGCCUGGAGCUGGGCAAGGUGGUCACCAAGAAGUUCAGCAACCGGGAAACCAGUGUUGAGAUUGGCGAAAGUGUGAGAGGGAAAGAUGUCUACAUCAUCCAGAGCGGCUGCGGGGAGAUUAAUGACAACCUGAUGGAGCUACUCAUUAUGAUCAACGCGUGCAAGAUCGCAUCCUCCGCCAGGGUAACUGCUGUGAUACCCUGCUUCCCGUACGCCCGGCAAGAUAAGAAGGACAAGAGUCGUGCCCCGAUUUCUGCUAAACUGGUGGCCAACAUGCUGUCGGUCGCUGGGGCUGAUCACAUCAUCACCAUGGACCUGCACGCCUCUCAGAUCCAGGGAUUCUUUGAUAUUCCUGUGGAUAACUUAUACGCAGAGCCUGCAGUUCUUCAGUGGAUUCGGGAGAAUAUCGCCGAAUGGAAAAAUUGUAUCAUCGUUUCCCCAGAUGCUGGAGGAGCCAAAAGGGUUACGUCAAUUGCAGACAGGCUGAAUGUGGAGUUUGCUUUGAUUCACAAGGAGAGAAAGAAAGCAAAUGAAGUGGACCGGAUGGUUCUGGUGGGUGAUGUGAAGAGCCGCGUGGCCAUCCUGGUGGACGACAUGGCUGACACGUGUGGUACCAUCUGCCAUGCUGUAGAUAAGUUGCUCUCAGCGGGUGCCACCAAAGUUUAUGCUAUCCUUACCCAUGGAAUCUUCUCUGGGCCAGCUAUUUCCAGAAUAAAUAAUGCUGCCUUUGAAGCUAUUGUUGUCACCAACACAAUUCCUCAAGAGGACAAAAUGAAACACUGCCCCAAGAUUCAGGUGAUUGACAUUUCAAUGAUCCUGGCUGAGGCCAUUCGAAGAACCCACAAUGGGGAGUCUGUGUCCUACCUGUUCAGCCAUGUCCCACUGUAGUCCGCAGAGGGACACUGAAG